Adineta steineri is the source of this 1440-nucleotide messenger RNA. The record is from the annotation of a GenBank genome assembly. Lineage: Eukaryota; Metazoa; Rotifera; Eurotatoria; Adinetida; Adinetidae.
AUGAUGUGCGUCAAAAAACGAGAUUUGAUAACAAUAUUUCGUAUGGGUGAAGAAGCAUCACAAGAUAUCGAUCUAGCUAUAUUAAUUGCUUUACUUCGUAGUACAUGUGUUUCAUCAAUAGAUCAAUUAAAACUUGCUCUAACAUGGAAUAGAGUUGAUAUUGCACGAAAUUAUAUUUUAGCUGGUACUCAUCAAUGGCCGGAACAAGCAUUAGAAGAAAUAAUGAUGACUGCAUUAGCAACUGAUAAAGUUGAUUUUUGUCGAUUACUACUUGAAAAUGGUAUUUAUAUGCAAAAGUUCUUAACAAUUCAUCGAUUAGAAGAAUUAUAUAAUACUCGUGAUGGUCCUCCAAAUACUCUUCAAUAUAUUGCAAAAGAUAUUCGAAAAAUUCGCAAGUCAGCUAUAAUGAGUGCAUAUACAUUACCUGAUAUAGGUUUAAUCUUUGAGAAAUUAAUGGGUCAUGGGUAUCGUUCAAAUUAUACUCGUCGACGUUUUCGUACACGUUAUGCAACUACGUUAAAUCAAUCGUAUGCAUUACGAUCAUUUCAUAAAAAACCAGUUAAUACUGUAGCAAAACCAGUUGAUGAUACAUUUCAAUAUCCAUAUAAUGAAUUACUUAUAUGGGCAGUGUUAACAAAACGACAUCAGAUGGCUUUAUUCUUUUGGGAACGAGGUGAAGAGGCAAUGGCGAAAGCAUUAAUUGCAUAUAAAUUAAAUAAAGCACUAACACAUGAAGCUAAUGAUGAUGAAUUAGAAAUUGAAGUUGCAACUGAAUUGUCUAGUUAUGCAGAACAAUUCCAUCAAUUAGCUCUUGGUGUUCUCGAACAAUGUUAUCGUGAAAAUGCUGAUAAAACAUGUCAAUUAUUAACAUAUGAAUUAAAAAAUUGGUCUGAUUGGACAUGUUUAUCAUUAGCUGUUAUAUCCCACCAUCAAGAAUUCGUUGCACAUAAAUGUUGUCAAACAAUUUUAAAUGAUUUAUGGAUAGGUGGAAUGUCAAUUCGACGUUAUCUUAAUUGGAAAGUUAUUGCUUCAAUAUUAUUUUUUCCACUUGUACUUCGUAUUGAAUUUAAAAGUGCUGAAGAAUUAAAAUUACAACCAAAAACACAUGAAGAACAUUUAGCAACACAAAAUCAAAGUGAUCCUGAUGAAGACGAUGAUGACGAUGAUUAUAAUAGUGAUGAUUAUAAUUCAGGAACAUUAUCAAAUGAUUAUACACAUUGUCGUUUAUCCGAUGAAAAUGAUUUAAGAAAAACUUCAAUAAUUAAUAAUGAUGUAUCAGUUGAUUUUGUUCUUGAAAAUAAAAAUGUUGAUAAUCAAUCAAUUGAAAUGGUAACAUUUAAUAGAUCAUCGACAAAUUUAAAACAAACUUUAUCAACACCAACACAUCAAACAGAUGAUAUAAUUGAUAUUAAUACUGAAACAUCGAAAAAAAACGGAUGA